Molecule: messenger RNA, 5815 nt
Organism: Gasterosteus aculeatus aculeatus (three-spined stickleback)
Lineage: Eukaryota; Metazoa; Chordata; Actinopteri; Perciformes; Gasterosteidae
Gene: camta2
Product: calmodulin binding transcription activator 2
Biological process (GO): regulation of transcription by RNA polymerase II
Cellular component (GO): nucleus
Molecular function (GO): transcription coregulator activity; double-stranded DNA binding; protein binding
Source: RefSeq, a predicted model, not a curated record
CCCCCAGUGGGUGGUGACGUCACAGAAAGAAGAUGGCCCCCGUGCUGAAGGCGGAAGAGAGGCAGCGUGGGCGGCGGUGCGUUGUGUGAGUCAUCCUGCAUGGACUUGUCGCCAUGAGCAACAAGGAGAUGGUUUCCACGGAGACAGAGAACAAGGGACAGAGGAAGGUGUUCCUCCCCAACAAGCUGAUGGAGUGCCUUCCUCGUCUCUCCAGUCUGCCCAACGACCGGCUCCGCUGGAACACCAACGAGGAGAUUGCGUCCUACCUGAUCUCCUUCGACAGACAUGAUGAGUGGCUCUCCUGCUCCCUGAAGACCAGGCCCAAGAAUGGCAGCAUUGUCCUCUACAACCGGAAGAAGGUGAAGUACAGGAAGGACGGGUACUGCUGGAAGAAGAGAAAGGAUGGGAAGACCACGAGAGAGGACCACAUGAAGCUCAAGGUCCAGGGCAUGGAGUGCCUGUACGGUUGCUACGUCCACUCCUCCAUCGUGCCGACAUUCCACAGACGCUGCUACUGGCUCCUGCAGAACCCGGACAUCGUGUUGGUCCACUACCUGAACGUGCCGUCCCUGGAGGAUUCUGGGAAAUGCAGUCCACUGCUGUGUGCAGUGAGUGACCGCCAUGACAGCGUGAGGUGGAGCCAAGAAGACCUGCUGAGCCAGCUGAGGCCCAUGUUUCACAGUAUUGGGUGCUCUGUGUCUUCGGGGGACUUCAGCAUCGAGGACUUGGUUCAGCACAUUCUGGACCUGCAGAGAACCAAACCUCAGCCGCGAACACACGCCUGCCUCUGUGACACGGCCCAAGUGUCUUCAGGUGUGAACAUUCCCCACCGCUGCAACAGCACCAAGCAUCGCAUCAUCUCCCCCAAACUCCCCCCCUCCGCCUGCAGACCGCCCCCCCUCACAGCAGAGGGAGGAGGAGCCAAACCUCCCCGCCUCCAGGCUCAGAGCAGCCCCGCCUCUUCUCCCUGCCCCUCGUCCACCUCCGCCUCGUCGCCCCCUUCGCCUAAUAGGGCGACCGUCACCGUGGGUAACCACAGCAACCACGGCGACUGCUGCGGCAACCUGACGACGGUGGCGCUGCCCCAGAACGCUGUCAUCGUCAUGGCAACGACCGCCACCCUCAGAGGAGAGGCAACGGGGGCAGGAGGCGAGGAGGCGGGGCUUCCGCUCCCGCGCCCGGGCCACUUACUGCUCUCUCCUGCUCUGCCGUCUCCCACUGCCAGCGGGCCCGCCUCACCUCCACCCCCCCCCUCACUCCCUCCUCCCCCCGUCCAGGCGCCAGAGGUUGCCACCCUCUCCCUCACGCUCCUCCCCUCCCCCGUCGUGGGAGGCCUGCUUGUCACCCCCCUCUGUUCGCCUCCUCCUUCCGCCGCCUCCCCACCCGCUAAAGCACCGCCCCCCCUGUGUCCCUCGGUGGUACACCCGACCUUUGACCCUGACUCUUUUCUCAACUCCCCCAAACAGGGUCAGACAUACGGCGGGCCGCCUCCUCCCGCCUCCCCCAACCAGUCUCCUGUACUCUGCUCCUCCUCUCCCCUCUCUCCCCCCUCCGUAGCUCUCUCCCUCUCCCCCACCUCCACUCCUCCAUCCUCCGUGUCCCCUCCCUCAUCGCUGUCCUCGCUCUCCUCCUCCUCCUCCUCAGAGGCAGACAGGAGAGACCCUUCCUCCUACUCCUCCCCGCCCUCCUCCUCCCUCCCCCCUCCCCUCUCGCUGUCUCCCACCCCCUCUGUGACCCCGCCCCUGCUCCCCAUAUGUCUGGAGCUGGGAGCUCUGGGGGAGUCGCAAGGGGGGAGGCAGGCAGAGGAGUCAGGGAGAGAUGAUGAUGAUGAUGAUGAAGGCAUAGCUCCUCCCACAAAGCUCGCUCUGCUGCAGACAAGCCACGCCUCCCCCUGCCUGUCACCACGGCAUCACACAGGAAAGAGCGCCGCCUCGUUGGACUUGGUAGGCCGACCCCCCCAGCCGGCCAAUGGGACGCAGCCAUUGGUCCUGGCCCCGCCCUACGAUCGCCUGUCUGUACCAGGAGCUCUGUCCGGUAGCUCCGCCCCCGGUGCUGUCGCAAUGCACACUGGUCACCUGACCACGCCCCCUGUGCAGGUGAAGAAGGAGGGGACGCGAGGCUACGACCCGGAGGAUGCCUGCAUGGACACGAACGUGGAGGAGGAGGCGGAGCCCUGCGAGCGAGGAGGGGAGGAACUUGACAUCUCUUUUGACAGCCAGUUCCCCGACCUCAUCUCUGACCUCAUCACCGAGGUGGCCAAUCCCGCGGCUGUUCACGGCGCCGCCCAGAACUCACCCGUGUUCCUGGCGGGGGUGCGGUACAUGGUGCCUCCCCAACCCUCACCCUCCUCCUCCUUCCUCCCCUUUCCUCACCCACUCGCCUCCACCACCCCCACCCGCCUCAACGCCAUCACUGACUUCUCCCCAGAGUGGUCCUACCCCGAGGGAGGCGUGAAGGUAUUGAUCACAGGACCUUGGAUGGAGCUGUUGGGUCGAUACUCGUGUUUGUUUGAUCAGAGCAGAGUUCCUGCAGCGCUGAUCCAACCUGGAGUUCUACGCUGCUACUGUCCUGCCCACCAGGCCGGUCUGGUGGUUCUCCAAGUUCUGGAGUCUGGAGGUUCUGUCUCAUCUUCGGUUCUGUUCGAGUACCGAGCGAGGAACGCCAGCUCUCGGCCGAGCUCGCAGCUCGACUGGCUCUCAUUGGACGAUAAUCAGUUCAGGAUGUCCAUCCUGGAUCGGCUGGAGCAGAUGGAGCGCAGGAUGGCAGAGAUGGUUUCCCGGGACAACAACCAGCAGCAUCAUCAACAUCAACAUGGCAGCCAGCUGGCAACGGCCCCCCCCCCCCCUCUACCCCAGGACCGUGAACAGUGGUUCGAGAGGAGGAUUGUGGGAGUUUGUGAGCGGAUGAUGAGAGGCGGACGUUGGGGGGGGGGAGGAGGAGAGAGGCUUCAUCACUCGGCCCGUCACCGCGGGAUGACCCUCCUCCACCUGGCUGCUGCUCAGGGAUACACACACCUGAUACACACUCUGAUGCACUGGAGGAGUGUGAACAUCGACAGUCUGGACUUGGAACAGGAAGUAGAUCCUCUCAACAUCGACCACUUCUCCUGCACGCCACUGAUGUGGGCGUGUGCUCUGGGACACCAGAGGGCAGCGGAGCUCCUGUACAGGUGGAAUAGCUCCGCCCUCGGGCUCCCUGAUUCUCUGGGCCGGCUGCCGCUCGCCGUGGCUCGCUCCCGAGGACACACCCACCUCGCCACGGCGCUGGAGGAGCUGCACACGCACAUUACGCCCAGGGACACGCACACGCCACAACCACAGCCGUCCCCGUGCCCCCCGUCCACCAGCCCGGACACAGGUCUGAGCUCAUCCAGCAGCCUCCCCUCCCCUGGUGACCCCUCCUCCCCCUCACCGAGCUCCGCCUACUCCAGCGCCCCCGCCCCCAUGGACACCUCCCCCUCCUCUCCCUCGUCUCUCUCUUCCUCUUCGCUGCCGGUCUCCCCCCCUUCGCCCUCGUCCCCUCCCCUCCUCCCUGUGUCCGUGUGGGGGGAGGAAUUGAGCUCCAGUCUCGGCUCAGGUUUGAUGCCUGGAGGCUGCAGAGACUCUCCGCUGUACCUCAUGGACUACGAGAGCAGCCACACACACACAAACACACACGUUCACGCCCCCCUGGCAGGGGGCCGGCGUGAGCUGGAGGAUGAGCUGCUGAGCUACAGCGAGAACGCUGAGAACGAGGGGGAGGAGGAGGAGCUGCAGGUUGACAUGGCGACGCUGGCGGCGCAGAUCAUCGAGGCGACCCCCGAGCGAAUCAAACAGGAGGACUUCCCCGGGGGGGCGGAGUCACCACUCAAAGAGAGGCGGGACAACAUCCCUCUACAGGACACCUGGCUGGCCACUUACCUCGACACGGUCGACGCUCAAACGCACUCCCCGCCCAGACGGGUGUGCCCCCCCUCGCCCCUUAGUGCCCUGGCCCUUCACAGGCUCCGCCCCCCUUCCUCCGCAGCGUGGGCGGAGUUCCUGAACGCCUCGGCCAAUGGGAAGAUAGAGAGGGACUUCUCCCUGCUCACACUAACGGACGGGGAGCAGAGGGAGCUGUACGACGCGGCGCGGAUCAUCCAGAGCGCCUUCAGGAGAUACAAGGGUCGGAGGUUAAAGGAGCAGCAGGACGUGGCUGCAGCCGUCAUACAGAGAUGCUACAGGAAGUACAAACAGCUAACAUGGAUAGCUCUGAAGUAUGCUCUCUACAAGAAGAUGACCCAGGCGGCCAUCUUGAUCCAGUCCAAGUUCAGGUCCUACUACGAGCAGAAGCGGUUCCAGCAGAGCCGGCGGGCGGCGGUCCUCAUCCAGCAGUACUAUCGCAGCUACAAGGAGUACGAGAGGCUGAAGGGGGGGCCCAGGGGGGCCGCAGGCCACAACCCCAAGAUCAAGGGCUCGUUCCUCACCAAGAAACAGGACCAGGCAGCUCGCAAGAUCAUGAGGUUCCUGAGACGCUGCAGGCACAGGAUCAAGGAGCUGAAGCAGACCAGAGAGCUGGAGAGGAGAGGACUGACCACUUGAACGUUCUUCAUUAAUCUCCUGGGUUGGACUUUAAAGGACAAAGAGACGUCUCACGCGUCUGUCCUCCGCUCUCUUCACAAACAGGGGUCCCGCGCUGAGCUUUUGAUCCCUGAUCAGAGCCGUCCAGGCAGCACAUGAUGUAAACAUACUAAUAUUCACUCCACGUGUCACGUUUAUAUUCUAAUGUACGGAGACGCGUUCGGCCUCAACAUGAGGAUCGGGUUCAUGUCUUUGACGGGGUCAACCAUCCACUGCACGAUGCAUGCUGGGAUACUUGUCUGAGGUCAGCAGGGCCGGAGCCAGAUGGAGCUCCGCCCAUCGGUCCUGGCAGGCUCAGCUCAGGGCGAAUCGUUCCCACGGCAACCAACCAAUUUGAGUCAGACUGAAUGUUUUAGGUCUUCAAGGGUUAAGAAACAUUGCUAACAAAGUUACUUAAGAGAUAUGAAACACAAUCAAGUAUUGAAAUGUGUGUAUUUAGCAAUGUUUCUUAACUCUUGCACAACAAACUGUGCAAUUAAUUAGUUGACUUUUUUAAACUACUGACAGUCCUAAUAUAUGUGUAUGUGUAUAUAUAUAUAUUAUUAUUAUAUUCUAAAAUAAUGUCAGAUUUUAUAGAUGCUAUGGAUGUUGAUAUUUAUUACAGCAUGACUUAUUAAUGUGAGUGAAUGACGGUGUGUGUGUGCACUUAUUAUGAGGUUGAGUCUUAAGAACCCCCCAACGACCUCUGACCUCAGCUUUCAGACAUUAUUUGAUAGAACGCCUCAAUAAACCGGGUUUCUGCAUGAAACUAAAUAUGUAUUAUUACAUUAGUGGAUUGUUUAUAACAUUAAAAGAUCAUCAGAUCAUUUGGAUCUGUUUCAUUUUGGACUAAAUCAGAUCUCAGAUCAGGAGAGGGCUGCGAUGACGUCACAGGUCAGAGGUCAAAUGCUUUAAUGCUUUCCACACAUUCGGGACAAUCGGAUUCUGUUGCUCCGGUUUUAGUUUUUUUAAGCGUCUCCUGUGAGGCGGAGACUGAGAUACUGCGUCUUCACGGCAACAUUGUCCGUUAGCCAGCAUGAGCUUCUCCUUUUACACCAGAUGUUGAACGGCUUGUUUUCUGUUUGACCUGAAACCACUUAUUUCACUUCUACUACUAUAACCUCUCCAGCAGAUCCAGUGAAGCUUAGCAGAGUUUGUCUUUAUUUUUUCUCCAUGUGAAAACCAUUCAAAUGAGUCGCAUUAUUCUAAAAGUCAGAUGAAUAAACAGCUGUACGCUA